GCGUGGCUGAAUACAAAAUUGAUUUUCUUUCCUGCUCUUUGGGAGGAAGCGAGCUCGGGGAUUCUUGGCUGCACAGGGAAGGGUUGGCAGGCCUGGACUGCACUUAGCAGCCAGGGGUUUUCUGGUUUUCAUUAAAAUUCUGUGGCCGUCUUUCCAGAUUGUUCCAUGGGAUAUGACUGUGCAGUGAAGCUGUUUAUGCUGUUCUCUCAGGCACAUGCCCUCACCAAAUAACAGAGCUGUGUAAAUGAGUAUGGAAGAUUAUGACUUCCUGUUCAAAAUUGUUUUAAUUGGCAACGCCGGCGUGGGGAAGACGUGCCUGGUCCGCCGAUUCACUCAGGGUCUUUUUCCCCCAGGUCAAGGAGCUACAAUUGGAGUUGAUUUUAUGAUCAAGACAGUGGAGAUCAAUGGUGAAAAAGUAAAGCUACAGAUCUGGGACACUGCAGGGCAGGAGAGAUUUCGCUCCAUCACACAGAGCUACUACCGCAGCGCCAAUGCCCUGAUCCUCACCUACGACAUUACCUGCGAGGAAUCCUUCCGCUGCCUGCCCGAGUGGCUGCGGGAGAUAGAGCAGUAUGCCAGCAACAAGGUCAUCACCGUGCUAGUGGGCAACAAGAUCGACCUGGCUGACCGGAGGGAGGUGUCCCAGCAGCGAGCCGAGGAGUUCUCGGAGGCGCAGGACAUGUAUUAUCUGGAGACCUCGGCCAAGGAGUCCGACAACGUGGAGAAGCUCUUCCUCGACCUCGCGUGCCGCCUCAUCAGCGAAGCCAGACAGAACACGCUGGUGAACAGCGUGUCCUCCCCGCUGCCCGGAGAAGGGAAAAGCAUCAGCUAUUUGACUUGUUGUAACUUCAACUAAAGGCUGAAAGGCAAAGAGAAGCCCCAGGAAUCCGCAGCUGCCCUCGAGGGGCCGUGAGUGGCCCGGGGACCCUGGCGACCUUCAGCGCCUGCAGGCCGAGGGCUGUGCCCGUGGGCCGCCCUCAGCAGGACCGUCCUCCCAUCUUCUCGCAGCGUGGAGCAAGGAGCACACGGCCCCACGCGCUCUGUGACCUGCAGGGCGCGUUGUUGCUUUUGCUUUUCCGAAAAGCAAGUCAAAGUGCAUUCCUGAACCAAGUCCAGGGGGAAACAGACUGUAGGAUUCCCUCCUGCACGUCGGUGGGUGCAUGCGGGGGGGGGGGGGGGGGCUGCUCUUUAGGGCUUCGGUGGUAAUCUCCUGGUGGCCCUGGUUGUCUUGUCCACCAGGGCCACCCAACUGGGGAGGCCGAGUGCUGUCUCCGUGGUGGGUAUCAAUGACCCCCCGGCCCCCGCAUCCACACACACCAUGGAGAGUUUGAAAAGUGUUAUUUCUUUCAUCCACAGGCACUUUCAGAAACUUUGGGGAUGUAAAAAUGAAAUGAAACCUUUGCCCAUGACCAACAGUAACACUUCUUGUUUUAAUAAUAUAUACAAGCUCCAUGACUCCUUUGGUGCUAAUGACUCUGCUCUAUUACAGACCAAACAUAUUUAGUACUUUGAUGUCCUUAAUUGUAUUACUGAGAAAUAAAAAACAAAUGGGGGAAGUCUGUGAAUCAGCACUCUUUUUCAAAGUCUCAUUACUACCUAGACUAGAUGUGUUGGAAAAGAGAAUCCUUUUUUUUCCUGACAUGCUCCCCUUUAAAUCUCUUCUUGCAAUUUUCUUCUAUUAUUUCAGUUUCCCUGCCCUUUAAGCAAAUGAAGAUUGGAAACCUAAGAAUGGUUAAUGCUAUUUCAAUAUCAACGAUUAGUUGUAAGACUUUUAAAGUAGUAUGAAAAAACUGAACAGAUAUGACCAAAAUACUGUGGAUUAAUGGACUGCCCAGCAAGGUUGCAGGUAGAGCUCAGUCCUUAAUAACAGAUCACACUCUUCGCUUCCUGGUACUAUCCUUGGACAGACCAAGGCUUAAGACUUUGUAGAUAUCUUAGUGUGGUAAGUGAGGAUAACAACAGAUGAAGUCUCACAAGCCAGUUUUGUAUCUUCAGCCACCUUAGAAAAAUCCUGUAAUGGAAGUAGGAUGAGCUGUCACUUAUCAUCUCCUCAUAACAACAUUGCUCUCAGAUUCAUGACAAGACAGUCGAGACAUUCUUGGUUCUUUCUCUUCUGUUUCCCAGUUCCUCACUCCCUUUCACCCUCACGUGCAUGGGGUGCUG
Messenger RNA from Perognathus longimembris pacificus (Pacific pocket mouse), 2163 nucleotides. RefSeq names its product RAB30, member RAS oncogene family (gene Rab30). The transcript is spliced from 5 exons. The record is from RefSeq and is a predicted model, not a curated record. Bases 245 to 856 code for a protein of 203 amino acids. Lineage: Eukaryota; Metazoa; Chordata; Mammalia; Rodentia; Heteromyidae. Gene Ontology annotation, cellular component: trans-Golgi network. Gene Ontology annotation, biological process: Rab protein signal transduction. Gene Ontology annotation, molecular function: GTP binding; GTPase activity.